GCGGGCUACUUCCGCACCGGGCUCAGCGCGCGCUGUCUGCGGUGUGAAACACGGUUGUUCGGGGGGGAGGAAGCAGUCGCGCCGCGGCGAUGGACGGUCAGGCCGUGAAGGCGAUACUGUUCGACCUGGACAACACGCUCAUUGAGACGAGUCGGGCGGGAGGAAUGGCGAUCACAAAGACCAGUGAACUUUUGAAGACUUCGCUGGGCGUAGACGACAUCACCGCCAGCAGUAUUUGUGACAAGUUCAAGCGGAAGCUUUUCCAGGAGACCUUUGACCCCUCGGCCGGCAGAUCUAUUGAUGAGGUCCGCGUGGGUCACUGGGAGGAGAGCAUCCUGGAGGCUGCGGGCAGUCGUUGCCCCCCACACUCGCUGGCUUCUCAGUGCUACUACCUGUGGAAAAGCAGCCGCCUGGAGUUCCUCAGUCUUUCCCCUGAGAUCCGCGACCUCCUGAGGGAGCUGCGCGGCCGAUACAAGCUGCUGCUGCUGACCAACGGGGAGGCUCAGACUCAGAGGGAGAAGGUGGAGGCAGUCGGAUGUGACGAGUUCUUCGACGCCAUCGUGGUUGGGGGAGAACACGCCGAGCAGAAACCGCUCCUCUCCAUCUUCACGUUGUGUUUCAACAUGCUCCAGGUGGAGGCCCGGGACUGUGUUAUGGUGGGAGACUCUCUGGACACGGAUAUUCAGGGGGGCUUCGACGCCAAAGUACGGGCGACGGUCUGGAUCAGCAGUGCAGCAGCUGCUUUGCCAGAUGGUUCGGUGACACCGGACUACACCAUCCCCACUGUGCUCCACCUGCCAGAUGUCUUGCAACGACUGCGAUGAGCUGAUUCAAGCUCAAUCAAGUGUGUGAAGCUACUGAAUGGGGAGGGCUGUCCCUUCAACCGGGAACUAAUCAUGGAAAUGUUCAAAGAUAAUUGUGAUAAUCGGACUUUCAACUAGGGUACUUUUUUUACUUCUGUGCUUUCUGCUAGGAAUCUUAUUAGAUUAAGGGAUUUAUAUUAGAUUAUUUCUAUUCUACUUGACAUUUCAGAAGAAUUGGUCUGUCAGCUAUAGUUACGAGGGUAAAUAUAUAUAUGGCCUAAAACUUUUAUUCCAGUGUAUGGUGGUUCAUAUCAAUUAUAUAUAUCACAAUAAAGCAAAUUCUUAUUCAGUCUUCCCUAA
Messenger RNA from Gasterosteus aculeatus aculeatus (three-spined stickleback), 1163 nucleotides. It is a transcript of the gene nanp, whose product is annotated as N-acetylneuraminic acid phosphatase. Gene Ontology annotation, biological process: N-acetylneuraminate biosynthetic process; dephosphorylation. Gene Ontology annotation, molecular function: N-acylneuraminate-9-phosphatase activity. The record is from RefSeq and is a predicted model, not a curated record. Lineage: Eukaryota; Metazoa; Chordata; Actinopteri; Perciformes; Gasterosteidae.